This is a messenger RNA of Oryza sativa Japonica Group (Japanese rice), 1296 nucleotides long. Its product is annotated as auxin-induced protein 15A. NCBI's taxonomy places the organism in Eukaryota, Viridiplantae, Streptophyta, Magnoliopsida, Poales, Poaceae. The record is from RefSeq and is a predicted model, not a curated record. Gene Ontology annotation, biological process: response to auxin.
CAUGAAAGCUCAACAAGAGUCCAUUUUAGCAGCAUAUGUGGGCAUGCUGAUACAAGGGAUUAUAAUCAUUAAAAGUCCUCAUAGAAAUCCAGUCUCAUUCUAGUGAGAAAGGAACACAUCAGAGAACCAUCAUGUGACACUGUCUCUUGGUCAUCAGUCAUCACCACGAUAAACCUUGAGAAACACUUAAUUCCAUUUAGUCUUAACCCUGCACUAAAACGAGCACUAUAUAUACGGCAUCACCCUUGUCGACCUGCUGCAAAAUUCAGAAGAAUUCACAUCGAAAAUUCAGAGUUUCAGAGACUAUAGUGCGCAGACAGACAGUUAUCAGUUGCCGUAACUAUCACUGUAGCAAAUACUGCAAGGACGAGUUCAGACUGACAUAGUGACAGUGAAUCUGUGAUCCAGUGAAGCUUAGCUGCAGCUGUGAGAGAGUGAGCUAGAAUGGGAGGUAAGCUGCAGCAUCUCAUGGAGAGGCUUCACCUGGCUGGGAAGGGCGGCGGCGGCGGCGCGGCGAGGGACGUGCCGAGGGGACACUUCGCGGUGUACGUCGGCGAGGCUCGGGCGAGGUUCGUGGUGCCGACGGCGUACCUGAGGCAGCCGGCGUUCGUGGCGCUGCUGAAGAGCGUGGAGGAGGAGUACGGCUUCGACCACUGCGGCGGCGGCGGCCUCACCAUCCCCUGCUCCGAGCGCGACUUCUCCGCCCUCCUCGGCCGCCUCGCCUCCUCGCCGCCGCCGCCGUCGUGGCGUUGAUCACGACGAGCUCAUGACGAUGACUUAGCACAUCGAUCGAUGAAUGGCUAGCUAGCCGUGUUCCUGUUCUUGGUUUCUUUCAUCCACGGCAAACGUUGGAAUUCGUAGGAUUUUUCUAUUUAUCAGUGGCGUGUAAGUGUAAUUAUGCAGCCAUUGGUGUGCCGAAUCAGCGCUUAAUUUUUUAAGAGUGAAUCAGCGCUUAUUUGAAAAACAUUUUAGGACUUGUUCAUAUGAAUUUUACAUGUUUUUUUAGGAAUCAGUUCAAUUCCCCCAAAAAUUCUUUAAAAUUCUUACAUAAAAAAAUUAAAACAUUAUAAAACAGUAAUACUGUUCCAACGAAAUAGCUAACCAUGCUAACCUCAUAAUGGUACCUAUGAGUAUCGUGUAUGGUACCAUGAUACUAGAUCCAAUACCGAUAUUGCGCUUACGUCACACUACCGUUACCACACAUAAGUUAUUAUGUUAGAAUGGUACUUACUCCAUCUACUUUUGAUAGAGAUAUUUUCAAAUAUGAAGAAAUUACUUUUGAUAGACAUAUUUCAA